AUGACAGCACGAACACCACCAGCGGUCGCUUCGAGCGCGAGUAGACGAACAGAAUCGAUACCGUCGUCGACUGCCGGUACAGCCACGUCUGGAGCCAAAACGAUUGCUACAGCGCGACCCGCAGGCCAAGCGGACAAUUCCGUAGUCGACAUACUGCACCUCCUCGCGGAUGACGCCGAGCUCACACCGGAGGUAUGCGAGCUCGUACUAGCUGCGCUUGAAGCUGACGCCAAAUCAGCAGACCAAACGCCAGCCUUAGCCCUCUUUGUCAAGAAGCUCGGCAAUGCGUCUGGCCUCGUUCUUGAAGGCGACGAGUGGACACGGCUCUGGAAAAUAUGCCAGCGCACGAUCGACCAGCCGAUGCAGACGCCCGAGUUGGUGUCUAUGAUGCUCGGCACAGUCGCAGACCUGCGCGGAGCGCUUUCGAGGAGCGGUGUUCUGGACGCGGAGAGGUCGACCUCGAUCUUGGACUAUGUCAAGCGUCACUGCGCCGACUCUGACGAGGCGAUCCGCGCUGCAGGCGUGCGCGUGCUCGGCUUGCUCGUGCUUCCGGCGGACAGCGCUCACAUCGACACGCAUCAACAGCAGAUCUGCGAUGUCCUGGACGAUGUGCUGUGGGGCAACCCGGACAAGGUCAGCGGUGGAGCCUUGCACGACAGCUCGAGCCUCGUCCGCCAACGCGCAUCAUGGGCCUUCUCGAAUGCGAUGGAAGCACGACUUCGCGCGAAAGCUCCUCUCAUCGAGGCAGACUGGACGAAGUAUGCUCGCUACUGCUUGGCAGCUGCCAAGGACAUUGAAGGCGUGGCCGUCUCCGCGUACCGCACCUCUGGGACCCUUUUGGCGCUGCUGGACCUUGCAUUUGCAUCGAAGGAAGGUUGCUUCUCGCUAGGACGAUCGCUGUUGGAGCAGCUCUGUAGGGUGUUGGGCACGACGUCGAAGCCGCCCAAGUCAAAGUGGAACGCUGCCUCUGCACUUGACCGUGCGUUGGCCUCCAGCGUCGUCAUGACGCAUUCCCUCGGAUCCUCUGCUUCUGCAGAUGGACUUGUCGACAAAAUCGUCGAUUCGCUGUGUGGUAGCUUGACCGCAAAGGUGUUCAAGAUCCGGGUCAGCGCAGCCAAUGCUCUGGUCUCGCUCUGUCUUGAUGCGGACAAGACUCCAUCGCAGACUUCCAGCAGCCUUCGCCUCGAAAUGCUGGGCGAGCAGCGCGCCAGAAAGAUCCGAACCGUCGCGAUGGCUAGACUGGCUGAGCUUGGAGAGCCAGCGACAUCCAAAGAGGCUGCGCUGUACGUCGAUGAGCUGAAACGUCUGCUCGGCACUGUUGUUGACACCAUUCCAGUCUAG
Messenger RNA from Kalmanozyma brasiliensis GHG001, 1341 nucleotides. RefSeq names its product Armadillo-type fold. The record is from RefSeq and is a predicted model, not a curated record. Bases 1 to 1341 code for a protein of 446 amino acids. The transcript has a single exon. NCBI's taxonomy places the organism in Eukaryota, Fungi, Basidiomycota, Ustilaginomycetes, Ustilaginales.